Mesitornis unicolor (brown roatelo) is the source of this 843-nucleotide messenger RNA. It is a transcript of the gene FAIM, whose product is annotated as Fas apoptotic inhibitory molecule. The transcript has 5 exons. Bases 11 to 619 code for a protein of 202 amino acids. The record is from RefSeq and is a predicted model, not a curated record. NCBI's taxonomy places the organism in Eukaryota, Metazoa, Chordata, Aves, Mesitornithiformes, Mesitornithidae. Gene Ontology annotation, biological process: negative regulation of extrinsic apoptotic signaling pathway via death domain receptors; positive regulation of neurogenesis; canonical NF-kappaB signal transduction.
UUUGGUUACUAUGGCAUCCCGCGAGGAGAUUACUGUCUGUGAAGAUGAAGUAAGGUCUCAGUACAGCUACUUAGAGAAGAUGACAGAUUUGGUGGCUGUUUGGGAAGUAGCUUUAAGUGAUGGUGUUCAUAAGAUUGAAUUUGAACAUGGGACCACUUCAGGAAAGCGUGUUGUCUAUGUUGAUGGAAAGGAAGUAAUAAGAAAAGAAUGGAUGUUUAAAUUAGUGGGUAAAGAAACAUUCAUUGUUGGAGCAGCCAAAACAAAAGCUACUAUUAACAUUGAUGCGGUCAGUGGCUUUGCAUACGAAUACACUUUGGAGAUCAAUGGAAAGAGCCUCAAGAAGUACAUGGAGAACAGGUCAAAAACAACCAAUACUUGGGUCCUGAACUUGGGUGGUACAGACUACAGAGUUGUUCUAGAAAAGGACACUAUGGAUGUGUGGUGCAAUGGUCAAAAGAUGGAAACAGCGGGUGAAUUUGUAGAAGAUGGGACUGAAACUCACUUCACUGUUGGUGAUCACAACUGCUGCAUUAAGGCUGUCAGCAGUGGAAAACGAAAGGAAGGAAUUAUUCACACCCUUAUUGUGAAUGACAGAGAAAUCCCAGAGGCUGUGGAGUAGCCUCUAGUUAACGGAUUAUUGUAGGACUAAGAUCGGCAAUGUUCAAUUACUGUGGUAAUUAUUUCAAUACGUACUACUUGGUACACCUAGUUUGUGCUGGGUUUAUUUUCUAGUUUCUGUAUAUGAAAUUAUUCUUUUUUAGGACCAGAUGAAAAUAAUUAUAUGCAAACUCUUGCGGUACCAGUUUUUAAAAAACUAUAUAUACAUAUAGAAUAUAUAUAUUG